AUGGCCUCCACCAGCAGUUUCGUCCAGCUCGCAAAGAGCCUCCCCGAGCCGCUGCAGCGCUUCUUCGCGCGCUGGCCCCCGGCCUCGCUCGUCGCCCCCGGCACCCCCCCGACGGCCUUCCAGGAGCAGCGGCCGAACCCGUUCCGCUUCUACAAGCACCCCGUGACGGGGCGGUGGCAGGACCCCGUCUACUCGCAGCGGCGACAGGCGCAGCUGGUGAAGCUGGCGCGGGAGCACGGCGUCGAGGAGCUGCUGCCCGAGACGACCAAGGGCACCGAGUACAGGCUGGCGCAUCGCGUGGAGCACGGCCUGAGGGUCAAGGGCACGGGUGUGGGCCAGAAGGUCAAGGGUCACAUUCACGAGCGACACAUGAUUGCAAAGAUGGAACAGAGGAGAAAGGCCAUGUUGGAUAUGCCCAAGCUUAUCCGGGCCUGGAAGAGUACAUGUCAUGACAUAUAUCUUUGUUCCCUUCGAAUCUCCCAUCUUCUCCUAUCGAUGGAAUCCAUGGCCGUCUCCUCACCAACCCACUACGACGUCCUCAACCUCACCCCCUCCGUCCUCAACUCCCAGCAUGACCCCUCCACGCUCAUAAAGCAAGCCUACCGCAGAGCCCUCCUCCGCCACCACCCCGAUAAGGCUUCUGCUUCCACUACUCCCUCAGUCUCAUCAUCAUCAUCAUCAACAUCAUCAUCACUCUACACAAUCGACCAAAUCACAAAAGCCUUCACAGUCCUCUCAUCCCCCUCCCAACGCAGCACCUACGACGCAGCCCUCCGCCUCAGCAGAGCCAACGGCGGAGCUACUACACAGGCACGCUUCCAGACGGGCAUCGAAAACGUCGAUUUGGAUGAUUUGCAGUUCGACGAGGCCGAGGGGCGCUGGUAUAGGUCCUGUCGCUGUGGGAACGAGCGCGGGUAUUCUUUUGAUGAGGAGGAUCUAGAAGGGGUCGAGCAGGAGGGAGUGCUCAUGGUUGGGUGUCACGAUUGCAGCCUUUGGCUAAAGGUUCACUUUGCUGUAGCAGAAGAAGUUGGAGAGGCGGGUGAUGGGCAGACGUCGAUAUCAAAUGAAAAAGAUCUCAGCUGA
This is a messenger RNA of Trichoderma citrinoviride, 1083 nucleotides long. RefSeq lists its product as hypothetical. Gene Ontology annotation, molecular function: structural constituent of ribosome. The record is from RefSeq and is a predicted model, not a curated record. Gene Ontology annotation, cellular component: mitochondrial large ribosomal subunit. The transcript has 3 exons. NCBI's taxonomy places the organism in Eukaryota, Fungi, Ascomycota, Sordariomycetes, Hypocreales, Hypocreaceae. Bases 1 to 1083 code for a protein of 360 amino acids.